AUGGAACUCCACAAGCACUAUAGACGCAUGUUUACCCAGGCACUGGGAUCGCGCGCUAUUCCAUCCUACUGGGAAAUUCAAAUCCAGGAAAUGCGCCGCGCGGUGCUCGAGAUGUUGCGGCAUGGCGCGGACGACGAGCGAUGGCUGAAGUCGAUCAGGCGGGCUGUAUCAAGCGUGACGAGCCGAAUUGUGUAUGGUUUGAGGUCAAGACAGAAGAGGAUGCUUCAUCGCCAAGCAGGGAGACCAGGAGAGUACAUUGUCGAAGGUCUUCCCUUUCUGAAAUAUCUCCCUUCGUGGUUUCCCGGCGCUUCCUUCAAGCGCAUCGGCAUGCAGAUCCGUCAAGACUGUCAGGAGCUAGUGGACGAUCCUUUCAAUACGGUGAAACAGUCUCUCCACAUAGGAAAACCUACGCCGUGCUUUGUUUCCCACCUGCUUGUCGAUGAACAGGGCGAUAUCAUAGAAGAUCCGCAGGAGGAAGAACGGAUCAAAUGGGCCGCUGGGGUGCUUUGGGGCGGCGGAGUGGAUACGACAGUUGCAGCGAUCCAGAUGUUCCUCACAGCCAUACUGCUCUUUCCCUCAGCUCAGCUCAAGGCGCAGCAAGAGAUCGACCGUGUCGUGGGGCCAGACCGGAUGCCUACGUUGGAAGACCGUAACAACCUACCGUAUUGCACCGCUAUGGUCCAGGAGCUUCUCAGAUGGAACCCCGUGGUGCCAUUGUGUAUUCCUCAUGUUUUGAUUCAAGAUGAAUCGUACGACGGGUGGAUCCUGCCCAAAGGGAGCAUUGUCAUCCCCAACUCCUGGGCACUUGCACAAGAUCCGAUAAUCUACGAGGAGCCCAGCGUGGUCAAUCCCGACCGCUUCUUAUCAGAAGACAGCCAGACCCUUUUUCCCAGGGAAGACGGCAGAGAAGUGGUCGGAUUCGGUCGACGCAUAUGCCCAGGCAAUCAUCUAGCUGAAGCGACUAUCUUUGCUUUCGUAUGCACGUUCGUAUGGAGUUCGAAUCUUCAGGGCACAUCAGAUUGGGAUGGCAGUGAACCAGAGUAUGGGGGUGGGAUCGUCAAGUGA
This is a messenger RNA of Dacryopinax primogenitus, 1065 nucleotides long. RefSeq names its product cytochrome P450. Gene Ontology annotation, molecular function: iron ion binding; heme binding; monooxygenase activity. Lineage: Eukaryota; Fungi; Basidiomycota; Dacrymycetes; Dacrymycetales; Dacrymycetaceae. Bases 1 to 1065 code for a protein of 354 amino acids. The transcript has 6 exons. The record is from RefSeq and is a predicted model, not a curated record.